Thunnus maccoyii (southern bluefin tuna) is the source of this 2638-nucleotide messenger RNA. Its product is annotated as cadherin-7-like. The coding region runs from base 169 to 2376 and encodes 735 amino acids. Gene Ontology annotation, molecular function: cadherin binding; calcium ion binding. Gene Ontology annotation, biological process: cell-cell junction assembly; calcium-dependent cell-cell adhesion; adherens junction organization. The transcript has 12 exons. The record is from RefSeq and is a predicted model, not a curated record. Gene Ontology annotation, cellular component: plasma membrane; catenin complex; adherens junction. Lineage: Eukaryota; Metazoa; Chordata; Actinopteri; Scombriformes; Scombridae.
AGGAGGUAUUCAGCCCCAUCAGAGGAGGCGGAGGAGCUGGGUGUGGAACCAGUUCUUCGUCCUGGAGGAGUACACCAGAGAUGAACCACUGUACGUCGGAAAGGUCAUCCACAAAUUCAAUCCCAGACAUGGUGUUGAAGCAGCUUCGCAGAAAAACUGCACUCAGACAUGGAUAAAGGUGACGGCCAGGUGACGUACGUGCUGAGUGGUGAAGGAGCGAUGUCCAUCUUCACCAUUGACGAGAACACAGGAGACAUCCACGCCACCAAGAGGCUGGACCGGGAACAGCAGGCGUACUACACUCUGCGGGCUCAGGCUCGAGACCGAACCUCCAACCUGCCAGUUGAACCCGAGUCCCAGUUCAUCAUCAAAGUCCAGGACAUCAAUGACAAUGAGCCCAGGUUCCUGGACGGACCGUACAACGCCAGGGUGGCUGAGAGGUCUCCUGCAGGUACGUCAGUAGUGACGGUGGUGGCAACUGAUGCUGACGAUCCCACCUACGGAAACUCUGCCCGACUGAUUUACAGCAUCCUGCAGGGGCAACCAUACUUCUCUGUGGAGCCAAAGACAGGUGUUGUCCGUACGGCUCUACCUGACCUGGACCGGGAGCUGCAGGACCAGUACCUACUGGUCCUCCAGGCCAAAGACAUGAUCGGUCAGAUGGGGGGUCUGUCAGGAACCACCUCUGUCACCGUGAUGCUGACUGACGUCAAUGACAACCCACCACGCUUCCCCCGCAAGAGCUACCAAUUCACUGCUCGGGAGUCGCUGCUGGUGGAAACUGUGGUUGCUAAGAUCAAAGCUCUGGAUCUGGAUGUGGGUUCAAACGCUGAGAUGGACUACAGGAUCCUGGAUGGAGACAGACUGAGAACCUUCAGGAUCAACACUGAUCCCAACACCCAGGAAGGACUGAUCACCCUACAGAAGAGUCUGGAUUUUGAGACCAAAUCAAGCUACAUGUUGCAUGUCGAGGCAUCCAAUCGUUAUGUGGACACUCGUUUCCUGUCAGUGGGUCCGUUCAGUGACACAGCAACACUUCGUCUGCUGGUAGAGAACGUGGACGAGCCUCCGGUCUUUUCCUCCUCCGUCAUUUGGAUGUUGAUCUCUGAGGCAGCUCCAGUGGGAUCUGCUGUGGGACCAGUUUCAGCUCACGACCCUGAUGCCACCAACAGUCCUGUCAGAUAUUCCAUAGACAGGACUUCAGAUCUGGAUCGUUACUUUAAAAUCGACAGUAGCUCAGGUUUGAUCAGAACAGCGAAGCUGCUGGACAGAGAACUCAGAUCUCUGCACAACAUCACCGUCCUCGCCACUGAGAGCUUGGAUCCGUCUCAGGUGGGGAAAGCUGUGGUUCUGGUCUCUGUGACAGACGUUAAUGACAAUGCUCCGACCUUCGCUGUUGAUUAUGAAACGUUUGUCUGUGAGAACGCCGCACCUGGACAGAUCAUUCAGACUCUGAGUGCGGUGGACCGCGACAAGCCACAGGACAGACAUCACUUCAUGUUCUCUCUGACUGCCGAGGCUGCUGAGAACCUCAACUUCACCCUGAUAGACAAUAAAGAUAACACGGCGUCUGUCUUGACAAGGCAUGCUGGUUUCCUGCGGCGGGAUCAAGUGGUUCACUUUGUACCGGUGGUGAUUUCAGACAGCGGCAGCCCAGCGCUCAGCAGCACCACCACGCUGUCUGUCACCGUCUGCAUCUGCGACCUGAACGGGACCCGCCGCUACUGCAGCGGGGGGCCAUUGCCGCUGGUGGGGAUCAGCCUCAGUGCCACUGUCCUAACCUGCAUCCUUGCACUGCUGGGUGUUGUCAUGGUAACGGUUGCCAUCAGACACAGGAGAAGAGAGCCUCUCAUGGACGACGAAGGAGAGAUUCGAGAGAAUAUUGUUCGUUAUGAUGAUGAAGGUGGCGGUGAGGAAGACACUGAGGCCUUCGAUAUGCUUGCCCUGAGACAUCUGAACAAGACCCACCUGAACCAGACCCACCCCGACCCACUGGGACCCCUCUGCAGAACACUGGGGCCCCAGCCCAACCUUCCAGGACCCUCCAGAAUGCCGGGACCCCCCCCCGACCCACCAGGACCCCACAGAACAGAGUUCAGGAUGGAGGCUGUAGUGGAUGCAAACAGGAUGUUCCUGGACUUCAUCAGGGACAGAGUCCAGGAGGCCAACCUGGAUCUGACGGCGCCUCCUUACGACUCUCUGCAAACUUACGCUUUUGAGGGUGGCAGCUCCGCUGCAGAGUCCCUCAGCUCACUAGACUCACUGGACUCGUUAGACUCGGAGCAGAGCUACGACUUCCUUAGAGGGUGGGGGCCGAGGUUCAGAAAGCUUGCAGACCUCUAUGGACACCAUGAACAAGGGGGGCUCUCCUCAUGAUCCCUCAGACUGCCACGACCAGGACCACCACGACAAGCACAGAGGAGGCUGAAGAGGACACUACAGGGGACACUACAGAGGGCAAUACAGGGGACACUACAGAGGUGCUACAAAGGACACUACAGAGGGGCUGCAAAGGAAACUACAGAGGACACUAGAGAGGGCAAUACAGAAGACACUACAGAGAACACUACAGAGGACACUACAGAGGACACUAGAGAGGGCAAUACAGAGGACACUACAGAGGUAACUACAGAGGACA